Molecule: messenger RNA, 1685 nt
Organism: Cucurbita pepo subsp. pepo (vegetable marrow)
Lineage: Eukaryota; Viridiplantae; Streptophyta; Magnoliopsida; Cucurbitales; Cucurbitaceae
Product: serine carboxypeptidase-like 34
Biological process (GO): proteolysis
Cellular component (GO): vacuole
Molecular function (GO): serine-type carboxypeptidase activity
Source: RefSeq, a predicted model, not a curated record
CUGCAGUCUCACGCAUGGUUCUAAAAAGCCAAUUCUCUUCUUUAUUCCUUUUCUCUCCCUAUUUAAACCGCACCGUUCACAAAGAAAAGGAGUCGGGGUCGAGGUCGGAGUCGGUGUCGGAGACCUAGACCGACUUUUAAUUUCUCAUGGCGUCUACGGCGAUUACUUCUUUCUUUUCAUAUCUUCUUCUUCUUGUUUUCUUUCUUCUUGGUUCGGUAGAAGAAAGUUUCGGUGCAAAAUAUAGAGUCGGACGAGAGGAACUAGCUCGACAAGAAGCGGACCGAGUCGUGGGGCUGCCGGGACAACCACAGGUGAAAUUCAAGCAAUAUGCUGGGUAUGUCACUGUCAAUGAGAGUCAUGGAAGAGCAUUGUUUUAUUGGUUCUUUGAAGCCAUUGGUAACUCUCAUCAAAAGCCUCUUCUUCUUUGGCUUAAUGGAGGACCCGGAUGCUCGUCAGUCGGGUACGGGGCAGCCGAGGAAUUGGGUCCUUUCUUUCCUCAGAAAGGAGACGAACCGAAGCUCAAGUUCAACCCGCACACGUGGAAUAGAGUGGCGAAUUUAUUGUUCUUGGAAUCACCCGUUGGAGUUGGAUUCUCCUAUACGAACACUAGUAAAGACAUUAGUGAGCUCGGCGACACUGUCACAGCUAAGGAUUCUUACGCAUUUCUAAUCAACUGGUUCCGGCGAUUCCCCCAAUUCAAAUCCCGUGAGUUUUACAUCGCCGGCGAGAGCUACGCAGGCCACUACGUUCCGCAACUUUCAGAGCUCAUUUUCGAGGAGAACAAGAAAAUCUCGAAGAAAAACCGCAUAAACUUCAAAGGCUUCAUGAUCGGAAACGCCUUGCUCGACGACGAAACCGAUCAGCGCGGGAUGAUUGAGUACGCUUGGGAUCACGCUGUAAUCUCCGAUCGAUUGUACGGAGAAAUUGUAAGAAACUGCAAUUUCAGCAAUACGGUUCCAACAAAGGCUUGCGACAUUUCUCUGAGCAAGUAUUUCGAUGUGUACAAUAUCAUCGACAUGUACAGUUUGUACUCUCCGACUUGCGUUGAAACGAAUUCGAGCAGCGGCAGCGGAAGGAGGAAGCAGCGAUUCGCAAUCAACGGCGUUGCGCCUCAGUUAUUCGCCAAAUAUGAAGGAUGGCAUAAGAGGCCGAUAGGAUACGAUCCUUGUUCGCCGGAUUAUACUGACAAAUAUCUGAACAGAGCGGACGUUCAGAAGGCUCUGCACGCCAAUAUCACCAAGAUUCCAUAUCCUUGGACUCAUUGCAACGAUAACAUCACAUUUUGGAAGGAUGCACCAUCUUCAAUACUCCCCGUAAUCAAAAAGCUCGUGGCUGGAGGCCUCCGCAUAUGGGUGUUUAGUGGAGAUACUGAUGGAAGAAUUCCGGUGACCUCAACUAGACUCACUUUGAAUAAACUUGGUUUAAAGACUAAACAGGAUUGGACUCCUUGGUACAGUCGUCAACAGGUUGGUGGGUGGACAAUUGAGUACGAAGGGCUAACGUUUGUUACAGUGAGAGGGGCUGGCCACGAGGUUCCAGCGUUUGCACCAAAGCAAGCCCUUCAGAUGAUUACUCAUUUCAUGGCCAAUCACAAGCUGCCAACUGUCCCUUUUUAGAAAUUUAUUUCCUUUUCCUUUUUACUUAUUUCUUAAAUUUUAUGAGUCACAGUCUUUUGUUUUUAAUUU